GAUCCUAGACACUAUCAUGGGAGGGAUUCGCCCCAGUGAAGAAGUCACCUCAAGCCAGUAAGUACGCCGAGCAACGCCAUGGAGUAGGUACCGGAUCUAUGACUGUCAGCCCCGUCAGCCCAGCCCAAGCCAUCCCAGCUCGCCCAUGCCACGCUCACGUGCCGCGAUCGGUAUUAUAAUACUGCGAGGCCAUUCCAAUCCACAACGCACGUCAUCGAACGAAAGCACGCAAACACAAUCGCUCUUCUCCAGCCCCGUCUCCUUAAAGCUCACAAACAGCUUCCGUACCAUACUCCCAGCCUCGCGCCAGCAGAUAGUGCGCCUCGGCUUAGUAGUAUUGAUGUAUAUCUGCCGAGCAGUCAAUCAGACGCCUACCGUCGCCAACGAAACCAUCUCCAAGCACCAUCUACAGGCUUAUCCCGAUCACACGCCUCGUGAUCAAGCAUCCAAGGCCGAAGAUUCCUAUUAGGAAAGUCGAUAAACUCUUGCGCCAGAAAGGGCAUCUCGCUGAGGCGCUGCUGACGCAAGUGGCUGGCUGAAGCCACCCGGUCUCCAGAGGCCUAGAACUCGGCGUGCAGCUGUGGAGU
Trematosphaeria pertusa is the source of this 587-nucleotide messenger RNA. RefSeq lists its product as uncharacterized. The coding region runs from base 146 to 469 and encodes 107 amino acids. NCBI's taxonomy places the organism in Eukaryota, Fungi, Ascomycota, Dothideomycetes, Pleosporales, Trematosphaeriaceae. The transcript has a single exon. The record is from RefSeq and is a predicted model, not a curated record.